This is a messenger RNA of Aspergillus brunneoviolaceus CBS 621.78, 1279 nucleotides long. RefSeq lists its product as uncharacterized. The record is from RefSeq and is a predicted model, not a curated record. The transcript has a single exon. Lineage: Eukaryota; Fungi; Ascomycota; Eurotiomycetes; Eurotiales; Aspergillaceae. Bases 245 to 958 code for a protein of 237 amino acids.
GGGGCUCCAUGAGCAAUGGCCGGGGACAGGAUGAUCUCCCCAUCCAGGGUUUCGGCAGGGAUGAGGGGUGCACCUUGCAUCCACCUCCUGCGAUGGUGCGGAGAGGAGAUCGCGUCAAACAUAUAAAUGGAGAUACUCGCCUUCGCCCUCGAUCUGUUGCAUUCCAGAUCUCUUCACAUUCCUGCAUCCUCGCCUGGCACAUUCUCCAUCUAAUCACUCCGAACUGCCAAAAAUCCCUCCAAGAAUGUUCUUCCGACAAGCGCUCCUUGCCAGCACGGCGGUCUGGUCCUUGUCUGUGGCUCUUCCCACGACCGACACAAAUGUUCUACCCUCGCUGUCUCCGCGCGAUGAUACGCAGUGCGGUGCUGGGACGACCUUCUAUGCGUGUUAUCUGAACCACUUCCGGGGGUGCUGCUCUGUCGAUCCCUGCGCCCUAGAGGCGGGUUGUCCGGACAACCCGGCCAACAACAACCACCACCACCACUAUAGCUACAGCACGGAAAACACCCAGAUCAGCUGUCCUGCCUCAGGCACGCAAGUCUUCCAGCCGCAGAUGGAGCUGAUCUUCCCGACCGAACCCGCCGCCUCUCCCUUUCCCACCCCAGAUUUGAAUCUCUCCCGCUCUGCCACCACUCAAUGGGACCAACUGAUGACCUUCACUCUGCCCACCGAGGCCCGCCACUGCACCCUCGGCUGGACCAUCCCCGCACGCCGCAAUUUCACUGCGGGCUCCAACGCCUUGGUCCGCGUUCUCGAGAACGUCGCCCCCGGCAAUAUCACCCGCAUCGGCGCCGCCGAUUUCUCCUACUGGCCGCAGACCCCUGGGCCCCACGAGGCCCUGGUCGGAACCAUGGACUGCAAAGAGCAACUGCAGUUUCACUUGACUUUGGAACAUCGAGACGCCGUCUACAUGGCUCAGGAUGCGCAAACGGGUUGGUGGGUGCGAUACACAUGCUGAUGAACUGAUGACAGAAGUGUUGUAAGGUUGCAUGUAGGGUUCGGCGCUGACGCUUAUUCUUGUAUUUCACUUGGCAGCGUGAUGGGUUACGAGUAUGUAGGUAUAAAAACGCAAUGAAUGAUAAUGAUUUACCUGACAACAGGACCGGAUUCGUCGACUGUGUGUGGUGCCUUGUGUGGGCGGAUAUGACAUUCAAAUCAUGACUUCUUCCAUGCACUAGUGAAUUAAUUGAAGGUGACCAUACCUCUACUACCUAAGAUCCGUGCGUACUCAUCGUGUGACAUUUUGAUGUCAUUGUCUCCAAGUCAUAAUGGCGCGUGG